Messenger RNA from Drosophila hydei, 1940 nucleotides. RefSeq names its product sterol O-acyltransferase 1. Bases 224 to 1939 code for a protein of 571 amino acids. The transcript is spliced from 2 exons. Gene Ontology annotation, biological process: cholesterol metabolic process. Gene Ontology annotation, cellular component: endoplasmic reticulum membrane. The record is from RefSeq and is a predicted model, not a curated record. Lineage: Eukaryota; Metazoa; Arthropoda; Insecta; Diptera; Drosophilidae.
CAGUGCAUAAGUACCCUCAGUACCUACGCCUCUGACUAUUGGGCAAAUGCGCCGUUAUCAUUUCAUGCGUUUGACAACAGCAGCCAAAAGCAACUGAGCCUCGGAACUCCCGGCACAUUGUUCAAAUUGCUUCUGAAGCAGACGGUUUGCUAUAAAAAAGCUCUUCGGGAAAUAGUGAUAAACACAGUGCACGGUGUCAGAAAUAAUCAAAAUUCAGUUUGUCAUGGCCGAGGAGUCAAGGACAGAUGGAAAACCACGCAUCGAAGGUGCUGUCGACCAGAUGCACUUUUUGCGCGACAAACUGCAAAAGUUUCAGGCCAAAAUAAUGUGCGACUUCGAGCAGCGACUGUCCUGCAUGAUAGAGGACGUAAUGCAGGAUAUACGACAACAGGAGUUGCGCGCGCACGAGUUUCGCCAAUUUGACAGCUCCGUCAGCAGGGCCACCAACGCAAGCGCCACUUGGCACAAUCGUCAGCAGCAAACACUUUCGCCAGCAACGAAACCUGACGUCAGCGACUGCCCAAAUGGGCGGGCGUAUGCCCAAAAUGAAGCAACGCCAAAACAGCAGCAGCAGCCGCAGCAGUGGCGACAAGAUCAACCACAACAAAGAACGCGACGUCAGUUGCCCGAUAAGGUAUUCGUGGCGCGCGAAUCGUACCUGACGGUGCUGCUGCAGGUGGAGCACAUGCGCACCAUCUAUCACAUAUUCUCAAUUAUUCUGGUCAUGUUUUUACUAAACGUCAUUUUCUAUGACUACUUUGUCGAGGGCCGUAUCAAUUUGGGUCUCGGCACGUUCCGUAGUGGCCUCAAGCGCAUACACUGGGUCUUUGGGGUCUGGCUACUCGAGCAUGUCUUCGUCCUGGCGCUCUACUAUGCAUUCCAAGGAUGGGCGCUGGUGCGCUCUAAAUUGCAGUCGCACAAAUCCCUGCAACAUUUUUGGUCGAACAGCUGCCUGAUUAUGUACAUUAGCGCCCAGUUGGUGUUUGGCUAUGUCUCCACGUCGCUGUGCCUUAAGUUCCAGUUGCCCUUUGUCAGUGCCUGUGUGUUGCUUCUGGAGAGUACCCGGUUGCUGAUGAAAAUGCACGCAUAUGUGAGAUAUAACGCGGCAAGGGUGCUGCUCGGCAAGCAGAAGACCGACGUAGAGUUGAAAGAUGCUCGUCCCUAUUUGCCGCCCCUGCAUUGUUAUGUAUAUUUUCUGUUUGCGCCCACCCUAAUCUACAGAGAUAACUAUCCGCGUACGAAACAAAUACGCUGGAAGUUCGCGCUUUCCCGACUCAUGGAGAUCGUGGCUGUUGCCUUCUUCUAUGCCUUUAUACACGAGCGCCACAUCCGCGAGUAUUUUGGUCAGUUUGGCAAGGAAGCGCUGGGCCCUUCUCAGUUAAUUGUUAAGAUCUUUGGCAUGAUGCUGCCGAGUGCUGUAAUACUUUUGUGUGGUUUCUAUAUGAUUCUUCAUUCAUGGCUGAACUUCACGGCGGAGUUACUGCGCUUCGGGGAUCGCAUGUUCUACAAGGAUUGGUGGACGUCGCACACCUAUGAUGGAUACUACCGUAACUGGAACGUGGUAGUGCAUGAUUGGCUGUACGAGUACGUCUACAGGGACUUAUAUACCUACGUUUUCAAGGGCUCCAAAGUGGUUGCCUCAUUGCUGGUGUUUAUGAUAUCGGCGCUAGUACACGAACAGGUCUUAGGAUUCGGGCUCCAACUAUUUUUCCCUGUCAUGUUUAUGUUUUUUGGAGUUAUCGGCGUAGCGUUGGUAUUUCUUAUGCGCAGCGCGCCUAAGACACUUGGCAACAUUUGUGUAUGGUUUACACUUGUUUUCGGCAAUGGCGUCAUGAUCUCAUUAUAUUCCAUGGAGUAUUACGCGAGACGGAAUUGUGAGCUGCGCUACGAGCAUUGGGCGGACCACAUAACACCUGCGAUCUGGCGUUGCUAUCAUUAGC